Molecule: messenger RNA, 1822 nt
Organism: Xylona heveae TC161
Lineage: Eukaryota; Fungi; Ascomycota; Xylonomycetes; Xylonales; Xylonaceae
Product: phenylalanyl-tRNA synthetase alpha chain
Exons: 7
Coding region: 57-1607 (516 amino acids)
Biological process (GO): phenylalanyl-tRNA aminoacylation
Cellular component (GO): cytoplasm; phenylalanine-tRNA ligase complex; cytosol
Molecular function (GO): phenylalanine-tRNA ligase activity; tRNA binding; ATP binding
Source: RefSeq, a predicted model, not a curated record
CGCCGCUGCACUCUGACCUUAGGCUCCCUCGACGGGACAAGUGACGGCACAGAAACAUGGCGACAGAAGAUCUGACCAACGACGUCCUCCGUGCUCUGGAGUCGAAGGACACAAUCCUUUCCGACGAUGCCUUCCCCACCUUCCCCUCCUCCAGCGUGAAGGCGGCCGUGGAUCGUCUGGGUUCCCGUGAAAUGGUUACCUAUGAGACAAUUGACCGUGAAGAUGCGGUAUUGACGGAAGAAGGCAAAGGCAUUGCCGCAGAAGGUAGCCACGAGGCAAAGGUUUUCGAGGCUGUCAGGAAAGCCGUUGAGGGGCUUAAGAUUACGGAUUUGCCCGGCAUCGUUGGCAAGGAUAAUGCCAAGGUCGGCCAAGGAAAAGCGUUCAAGGAGGGCUGGAUUAAGAAAGACAAGGACCUUUUGAGGGCCAAUACCGACUCUAUCAAAGAUGUUACCCAGGAGCAGCUGAAGACCAUUCAACAAUCCCGUACCCACCCUGACCCGAAAGUGAUUGCGGAUCUUCGCAAGCGCAAACUUAUAACCAUUCAAAAGGUUAUCAGCUUCAAGAUUUCCAAGGGCCCGAAAUAUACUCCGGAAUUUCAGAAAGAGGAGACCGACCUUACCGUUGAGAUGCUUGCCAGCGGAGCGUGGAAGACUGCUUCUUUCAAGCCUUACAACUUCAAGUCCCUUGGCGCUUUCACUCCAAGUGGAGCCCUGCAUCCUUUGAUGAAGGUUCGACACGAAUUCCGGCAAAUCUUCUUUGAGAUGGGUUUCGAGGAGAUGCCUACGAAUCGAUAUGUCGAGACUGGAUUCUGGAACUUUGAUUCCCUUUUCGUCCCUCAGCAACACCCUGCUCGAGAUCUGCAAGACACCUUCUAUAUCUCCGACCCUCUUUGGGCAGACAAGCCUCGUGCCGACCCUCAGCCGGCUCAGUCACUGCACAAUGUUGCCGCCAAAUCCGAGGAGCCUACGAAACCUCAGGAUUAUGAAGAAUACUGGAACAAUGUCGCCGAAGUCCACCAGGAUGGCAAAUACGGAUCAAUUGGUUAUCGAUACCCCUUCAAGCCUGACGAAUCUCUACGACUAGUCCUCCGCACCCAUACGACUGCGAUUUCAGCAUAUAUGCUUCACAAAUUGGCAGCCAACCCUCGACCUGCACGAUAUUUCUCCAUUGACCGUGUCUUCAGAAACGAAUCUGUUGACGCUACUCACCUUGCCGAGUUCCAUCAAGUCGAAGGUGUCAUUGCCGACUUUGGACUCGACCUUGGCGGUCUUAUUGGCUUCAUGGAGACCUUCUUUGCGAAGAUGGGCGUUUACGGAUUGCGCUUCAAGCCCGCAUACAAUCCUUACACGGAGCCCAGUCUGGAAAUCUUUGGCCACCACAGCGGUCUAGGAAAGUGGGUCGAGAUUGGUAACAGUGGCAUGUUCAGGCCUGAAAUGCUUGAAGCUAUGGGUCUGCCAAAGGGCCUUCGCGUCUACGGUUGGGGUUUGAGUUUAGAGCGCCCUACCAUGAUCAAAUACGGCGUCAAGAAUAUUCGAGAACUACUAGGUCACAAGGUCGACCUUGGUUUCAUAGAAACAAACCCAGCGGUGCGACUGGAGAAGCGUUAGAGCUUACGUGACUAGAUCUGUUUCAAUUAUAUCAUAGAGAUACUCUUACCACGUUUUAACGUUUCAUGUACACGAAAAUAAAAAGCAUUGCUUGCUGCCAUCUUAGCAGCAGAUUUCCUGGAUGAUAAUUCCUUGGCCUCCUGCUUUGUUAUAUAUUAUAUAUAUUAACCCUGCGCUAAGGAAGAUUUCUGAGCGCUUGAGGAUAUCAUGAGAGU